Molecule: messenger RNA, 2734 nt
Organism: Maylandia zebra (zebra mbuna)
Lineage: Eukaryota; Metazoa; Chordata; Actinopteri; Cichliformes; Cichlidae
Source: RefSeq, a predicted model, not a curated record
UUGAGUCAAAAAGAAACUUUUUGUCUAUUAUUUGAAGAUAUUUUCUCUGCAGGAAUGGCGGACACUGGUGUGGAACUGGACAGACUUGUUGCUGCAGUGCCCCAGAAUCCAGAUGAGCAACAAAAAGAUGACAAAUUGGCACAAACGCUGCUGUUUGUCCUCCUGACUGUAGUGCUGUAUGGCAUUGCUGCACAGGCUUUUUUUAUUAACCUGCUUUACCACCGUGAAUUGGCUGUCUCAAGACUGAACAACAGAUCAGAACAAGAUGGUAGAAUCCGUGGUUUUGCACAUCUGACAGGCGGGUCGGUUCAAGAAAACGAGGUGAUGCUUUGGCAUAUAAAUAAUCUGACUGUUCUCAGCGGCAUGGCCUACAAAGAUGGUAGGCUUGAAGUUCAGGAGGAGGGAUUUUACUAUGUGUAUUCCAAGGUUUGCUUUAGUGACCAUGGGCUCUGGAACCAGUCACCUUAUUUUUUUCACCACUUUGUUAUGAAAUCUGCUCACCUACAUGGAAAUCAUUAUACCCUCAUGCAGUCACAGAAAGAGUUACGGGUGAACUCAAGCGACUUAAACAACAGCUUUCUGGGUGGACUUUUUCAUUUGCAUAAAGGUGACGGAAUUUUUGUGAGGAUAAGGACGAAUUUAAACAUUUUGCAAUAUGAUGUUUCUGAACAUUUCUUUGGUGCAUUCAUGAUGUAGCUUUACACAGCGUGAAAUAUCAGAACAUCACCUGGUCUUUACCAGGCUCUCACAUGAUUUAAGUCUAAGUAUAAAACAACAUGACAUAUUACACCCAAUGACUGUAGAAAACAAUCAUUGAUCUCACUGUUUUAUUAUGCAUUUUGCAAAAGUGUAAUCAAAAUGAUUCAGUGGUUUGCAGACCCACCUUCAACAAUAAUUAGUCAAUAAGUCACUACUGAGCCCAACAGAUAAAACAUUAGAAACUGGACUAAGAAAGCGCUAUCAGUGGGUUGUGGCUGUGAAAGCAUUGACAUGAUUGGCUGUCCUCAGGUCUUCAGGAAGGCUGUUCCACAGAUGUGCAGCAUAGUAACAGAAAGCUUUCGCACUGUGGGUUUUUUACAUCUGACUUUAGGGACAACUUCAAAAACCUAAAAACUAGAUAAAGAAUCUGUUCUGAGGCUGACAAUGGAGAUACUUAAAAGCUGGUGUUGUUCAUACUCUCUUCUGGCCUUGGUCACAACCUGUGUACCUAAGUUCUGGAGUGUAGUAGGGGGCUAGUUUGUUUUUAGGGAGACCAGAAAGUAGUGUCCCGAAUUCGAAAAUGUGGCACAAGACAAACCAAUAGAGGCCCAGUAGAGUGAAAUCAGAUAGAGAGUUUAUUAAAAACACACGCGUGGGAAGAAGCACACAGCAUCACAUCAGCAGACUUCUUCUCCCAAAAAUACACAGAGAGUUGCUUUUAUAACGUCAGGGUUAAACGCCCCUUCUCGCGUUCUAAGAACAUAAUUUGUAUUUUAAGAACAUCAUUUGCAUCUUGUACAGACAAUGAGCAAUUUUCAGAGCUAAAGGCAGACACAGAAGUUCCUCUUUCUAACAUCUUUUUCCAAAUAUGCCGAUGAUUUCAGGCCCUGGAGGCCCCCGUGGACUUGUCCUCCUUUUGACCCAUCUUCUGUCACCUAUUACUAAGCAAACUCAAAUGCAACAGGUUGCAACAAGAAGCUGAAUACAUUCAGGCCUUUGCUCAGGCCUGUUUCUAGAUUGUAUGUAUUAUAUGUGUUUUGUAACCUUCUAUAGCUCCAAGUCACUUACACAAUAGAUUGUCCGGACAUCGCGCCGAACAAAGCUUACAACCUCCAAUUAAUUGACCGAGCUCCAACAAGCACAAAAUGCAAUGUGUAUAAAAUGGUCUUAGCUGUACCUGUAAUUAGAAGGUUAAUGUAAUACCAACAACUUCAAUAAAUGUAUUAAUGAAAUGAUAAUUACUUUAAUUAAUGCAAUGGCAAUGACUUAAUGCAAAGUUACUUAAUGCAAUGAUAAUAAUGAUGAAUAUGAGUAGCAGUAAAAUAUUUUCCUUAUUCCACAGUAGAUCAUUACAGUAUUCCUUGUGUUGCUUUUUACUUUUUUAGCUUUAUUUUCUCACUAUUUCAUUCAUGUAUGAUGUACAACACUGUGUGUCAACUGCGGCUGUUUCAAAGAGCUUUAAAAAAACAAAAACAAAAAAACUUUGCAAGAUAUUGUAUUACUUAGUUUUCGUAGUUACUGUUUUAUACUUUGAUGAUCAAUUAAUUAAGUGGAUCUGAUUAGCAGCUCCUGGGUGCUACUUACCCUCUUAAAUGCCAUGAAAACAGCAAGGGUCUACUUUGUUUUUCACACACAUUUUCUGAAGUCAACAUUUGUUUUUCAAGUUUUUGGUAACAAUAUAAGGUAGCUAUGUAAUAUUGUGUGAUGUGUGUUUGCUUAUCUGAAGUUCUACAAGAAAUCUAGUAAGAUUAAGGUGAUUUUUUUUCAUUAUUUCCUGAUCUGUAAAAACGAAUAACUUAAAGAGGGUGUAUUUUCUUUUUCAUGUGCACUGGUAUAUGGAUAUUAAUGGAUAUCACUGGAUAUUAAUUUGCCUCUAGGUAAUUUACUUAUAAACGCUGUGCAGUUUAAUGUCAACGAGAGCAACAGAUAAACAUAUAACUCAUGUAUCUCUAUACACAUGGGAUUGUUGUACCAAUUCAAAUUUUGUUCAGCUGUGCAUAGAUUGUGGUGUUUUUGCUUGAGUUGUAUUUUUGAU